Messenger RNA from Populus euphratica (Euphrates poplar), 1266 nucleotides. Its product is annotated as probable carotenoid cleavage dioxygenase 4, chloroplastic. Gene Ontology annotation, biological process: carotene catabolic process. The annotation marks the transcript as partial. The transcript has a single exon. Lineage: Eukaryota; Viridiplantae; Streptophyta; Magnoliopsida; Malpighiales; Salicaceae. Gene Ontology annotation, molecular function: carotenoid dioxygenase activity. The record is from RefSeq and is a predicted model, not a curated record. Gene Ontology annotation, cellular component: chloroplast stroma.
UACAAUUAUUAAUAUUGCCUCACUAUCAAAACAGACAGUGGCAGUUAUAAAUACAACCCGACCCCACACGACCCCUGGACGUCACUUAUUCUUGAGCUUUCCCUCUCUAUCUUUAAUGCUUUAAUUGCGUAUUGAAGGCAACAAAAUGGAUGCCUCGUCUUCCUCUUUCCUCUCUGCAAUUCAAAGCUCCUCACAGGUACCGUGGCAAUGGCCAUUCCUAAAUCUGCUGUCACAACUACAACAUCAUUUCUAUCACGUCAUCCUCCUCCCCUCAUUGUAUCAUCAGUUAGGAUUCAAGAAAAAACCCGCAACUCGAUCACAAGACCUACCACCAGCAGAGCUUCACGCCCUGCAUCAUCAACGACAGCCUUGCCUCCUGCAACAAAAUCAUCAACAACAAGGAAAUCUCCUGCAAAUGAUAGACGAGUUGUAGAGCCAUUCCAGCCCACUAUGAUGUUCAAUGUACUGGAAGACGUCAUCAACAACUUCAUAGACCCUCCGCUUCGGCCAUCAGUUGAUCCUAGAUAUGUACUCAGUGAUAACUUUGCUCCAGUUGAUGAACUACCUCCAACUGAGUGCGAGGUAAUCCAAGGAUCUCUACCAUCAUGCCUUGAUGGUGCAUACAUCCGCAAUGGCCCUAAUCCUCAGUACCUCCCUCGAGGACCUUACCACUUAUUUGAUGGUGAUGGCAUGCUUCACUCCAUCAGGAUCUCCCAGGGGAAAGCCACUCUUUGCAGUCGCUACGUCAAGACUUACAAAUAUACCUUGGAGCGUGAUGCUGGAGCUCCGCUUCUUCCAAAUGUGUUCUCUGGAUUCAAUGGACUCGCUGCCUCCGCAGCUCGCGGCGCUCUGUCUGCUGUUCGAAUUCUAGCUGGCCAAUUCAAUCCAGCUAACGGUAUUGGUCUAGCAAACACUAGCUUGGCUUAUUUUGGCAACCGACUGUACGCACUUGGCGAGUCGGAUCUACCCUACGCUGUGCGUUUGACAUCAAAUGGAGACAUAGAGACGCUGGGUCGUCAUGAUUUUGAUGGGAAGCUGCUGAUGAGCAUGACUGCUCACCCCAAGAUAGACUUGGAGACAGGGGAGGCCUUUGCUUUCAGAUAUGGCCCCGUCCCUCCAUUUCUAACAUACUUUCACUUCGAUGGAAAUGGAAAGAAACAACCAGAUGUGCCCAUAUUUUCCAUGACGAGACCUUCUUUCCUCCAUGACUUUGGAAUUAGCAGAAAAUACGCUAUAUUUGCCGACAUACAGAUUGGGAUGAACCCC